This is a messenger RNA of Dicrocoelium dendriticum, 2165 nucleotides long. Lineage: Eukaryota; Metazoa; Platyhelminthes; Trematoda; Plagiorchiida; Dicrocoeliidae. The record is from the annotation of a GenBank genome assembly.
CGUGCUUGUACUUAAAAAGGUGAUCGAUACGACCUAGUGGGAGCAAUGCGACGGCUGCAGAUUCGAUUCUCCUGUCGAUUCUGUCAUGUAGGUACUCCACCCUGCCACGUGUAACGUAGGAUGGUCGCACCACACUGGUCAUCAACCCGUCUGCAGUAGGCACUUCGGAAGAUCUACACGCACCAGAAAGUGCCAGGGACAAAGAUCGGAUGCACGGUCAUCAUGAAUUACGACCGAAUGCGUUGUGUUUUCAUCGUGAUUGGUGCCUUUCUAAUUGUCGCUACCAACGAUGGGAUAAUGUGCAUUUCAGGUAUUUACACGUCCUACUGGAUGGAAGAAAUCAGGGCCACAAGGUUUCAACUGGACUGGGUUGGGUCGAUUCAGAUGGGGCUGACAUUUUGUCUAGGUCCGUUCGCUGCUCGUCUCAUUCGGAAAUACGGAUGUAAGCUAACGACGGUUGCGGGCGGUUUCCUGUGUGGCGGCGGUUUCCUUUUGUGCGUUUUCACUGUACAUCUGAGCAUGCUCUACAUUUUCUAUGGGAUUUUAACAGGCAUUGGUUUCGGGUUGGCUUACAUGAGCGCAGUGGUAGCUGUCACUCUGAGCUUCGUUGAAAGACGACCGAUAGCAAUGGGAUUCGUAACAUGUGGAACCGGGGCAGGUUGUUCACUAUUUAGUGUGGCAAUCCCGCUUAUACUUGAGAAAAUGGAUUGGAGAAAGAGCAUGUACGUUCUUGCCGCGAUAACUGUCAACUUGUGCUUCUACGGAUGUCUGUUGCUACCCGGUAGAGAAGUAAGAGACGGACGCAGAGCUACCAAUGUACAAACCACAGUACCGCAGAAUGUGCCUAUGGAUCAGGCAUUAGAGCGCGAAGUACGCUUGCCCUCUCAGUUAAUGACUUCUACGUUCGCGCUUUAUUCCACCUGGGAAGUUCGAGAGGUGGAAAAAAGGAAAAUACUGAACAAUCUGUUGGGGAAUAUGGGAUCUUACGCUUUCAUGAACGAGCUAGAUCGGCUAUUCCCGGCGGGUCUGCAGCAAAAAAAAGGUCGACUGCACCUCUUCAAAGAAUUUACAUUUGUUACGCUUCUCAUAACCUCCUUCUUGAUCUCAUUCACUUUUAUGCCGCCUAUACUUUACUUGUUCGAUCGUUUGAGACAAAAGCAAAUCCAUGAAUCACUGAUAUCAGCAGUGCUUUCAGGGUAUGGGAUCGCCGGAGCCAUUACUAGACUUUUCGUCGGAGUCACUUCUUCAUUCACUUGGUGUAACAAAAGUGUGUAUAUGUUUUUCUGGGUGACCGUGUCUGCCGUUUCAACCAUACUGACCAUAUACAUGAAGAACGCAUCGCAUUUCGGGGCUUACGCCUGUGUUCUUGGUGGUGCAAGUGGUAUGUGUGUGUAAAUCUCUCAAACUCCUUAGUUCAGGUGCAUUUAUCGUGUUGCAGCCACUCGUUCUAGCCGAGAUGGUACCUUCAGAGGAUUUGACGGAUGCACUCGGAAUAAUCUUGCUAGCUUCUGGGAUGGGUUAUAUGCUCGGAACACCAGCUAUGGCGCUGGUAUACGACAACUGGCAAAGUUACGACGUGUGUUAUUUGGCUUGUGGAGCACUAGUAGGUGCUGCGGCUAUCAAUAUUGCCAUACUUGCGAUGGUGGACAUCAAAAAAAUUCUCAUGAGGAAAUAUGAGCAGCAACUGAAGAGAAGGAUUGAAGCAGAUAUGCAACAGUGCAGAGACGACCGCACGGAGAGUUCGCAGAGCAGUUGAGCAUCGUAUCGUACGGAGGUAUACAAUUUAGCACAAUUGCAUAUUUCGAGACUUGUACAACGCAUGACAGCAAACUGCUUCUGUGUCCCUUUACAAGCGCACGGAGUUCUCCAUCUCAAGUUGAACUAGCAAGGAGCAACACUAACGUCGCAUUGGUUUACACUACUACUUGGAGAACUCACGAAACCGCACAAGGAGCCUCAAAUGCGUGGAUAGCUUCAAAAAUCAGUGUACCCAUUAUUCUAUCAGAUGGAAUUUUGGCUUCGCUUUUUCGCUUUCUAGGUCAAGAGAAUUCAGCUGCCGUCAAAAUGAUCAAGGACUAAAUGUUCAAACGGAUAAUGAUUUUGAACUGAAUUGUUAACCGCAACAUUUGGUCACAGAAUAUUAACACGAUCUCAUUUUUGCUUAA